Molecule: messenger RNA, 1065 nt
Organism: Momordica charantia (bitter melon)
Lineage: Eukaryota; Viridiplantae; Streptophyta; Magnoliopsida; Cucurbitales; Cucurbitaceae
Source: RefSeq, a predicted model, not a curated record
AUGGACUUUCAAGCGGCAACAGAUGCAAUCAAGUGCCGCGUCUUCCAGAUCGCGCUCACCGGUAGCGCGCGCCUGUGGUAUCGAAGACUGCCGGCUAGGUCGAUCUCGACCUACUCUCAGCUGAGAAAGGAGUUCAUCAGUCAGUUCUCUUCUCGGCAUUAUGACAGAAAGACAGCGACUCAUCUCGCCACUAUCAGGCAGAAGGAAGGAGAGACGCUGAGAGARUAUGUCACGAGGUUCCAGGAGGAGCAGUUGAAGGUCGCGCACUGCUCCGAUGAUUCGGCCAUGUGCUACUUCCUCACCGGCCUGGCCGAUGAGACCUUAACAGUAAAACUUGGAGAGGAGGCUCCAGCCACCUUCGUCGAAGUCCUGCAGAAGGCGAAAAAAGUCAUUGAUGGACAGGAGCUCUUCCGAACCAAAACUGGCCGACCUGAAAAGCAGAUCGACCAGAAGAAAUUGAACCAGGAAACGAGGAGGCUUGAUGUCAAGUCCAAGGAUAAGGGACAAUCCUCCUCCARUAGCCGAAUUGAGUAUCGCAGGUCGGACGGYGGCCCCAAUCGAAGCCGACCUUACGAAYGUUAUACCCCGACCACCAUCCCAAUCUCUGAAAUACUUACAAAUAUUGAGGAAACUGGGAUGGAAAAGCUCCUCAAGCGACCUGAGAAGCUUCGAGGAGAUCCAGAAAAGCGCAACAAAGAUAAAAAACUGAGUAUAAGCCACCUCAGUUCGUCCCCUGCGCAUCCAAAAGCAAAUGGGCAGGUUGAAGCCGUAAACAAGAUCAUAAAGCAAGGACUCAAGCUAAGGUUGGACUCCAGAAAGGGAAGGUGGGCCGAGGAGGUACCUGAAGUUUUGUGGUCAUAUCGAACCACCCCAAGAGAGUCAACUGGCGAAACUCCGUUCUCGCUAGCCUUUGGCUCCGAAGCUGUUGUACCAGUCGAGAUCGGCAUACCAACAGACAGGGUAGAACAGUACGAGCCAACAAAGAACGAGGAAAAGCUACUCCUUAACCUGGACUUAUUGGAAGGGAAAAGGGAAAUGGCCCAGCUACGCUUGGCAGAGUAUUAG